This is a messenger RNA of Protopterus annectens (West African lungfish), 2373 nucleotides long. It is a transcript of the gene TSPAN12, whose product is annotated as tetraspanin 12. Lineage: Eukaryota; Metazoa; Chordata; Ceratodontiformes; Protopteridae. The transcript is spliced from 8 exons. Gene Ontology annotation, cellular component: membrane. The record is from RefSeq and is a predicted model, not a curated record. The coding region runs from base 239 to 1156 and encodes 305 amino acids.
GCACGGGUAAGAAUCUGCUUGGUGGAGCACUCGAGCAGCUCGUGGGAAAUGUUUUGCCAGCAGCAAGCACAGUAAAUGCUGGGCUAUUCUGUUUUAGGCUGACCGUCCCAGAUGAGAACCAAGACCUAACAGCUCCAAGCCUAGCCACAGUUUCUACAAAAGAAAACAGCUCAGCAGAUGUCAUUACUGUCUGCUGCGGUGGUGAAAGGAUGGGUCUAAGGCGAUAUUUGCAAGCAAAAUGGCCCGGGAGGAUUCGGUGAAAUGCCUUCGUUGCUUACUAUACGGUCUCAACUUUCUCUUUUGGCUGAUGUCUGUCUCUGUUUUGGGUGUAUCUGCUUGGAUGAAGGAUUACCUGAAUAAUGUCUUGAUUCUGACUGCAGGAACCAGACUGGAAGAAGUGGUUAUCUUGACAUACUUUCCUGUGGCCCACCCUGUAAUGAUUGCUGUCUGCUGUUUUCUUGUCAUUGUGGGUAUGCUAGGAUGUUGUGGAACACUGAAAGGGAACCUGCUUCUCCUUCUUUGGUAUUUUGGAAGCCUGUUGUUAAUCUUCUGUGUUGAACUUGCCUGUGGUGUGUGGACUUAUGAACAGGAAAGCUUGACUCCAGUGCAGUGGUCUGAUAUGGUCAGCUUGAAAGCAAGGAUGCCAAACUAUGGUUUACCCAGAUACCAGUGGCUGACACAUGCGUGGAAUUUCUUUCAGCGGGAGUUCAAGUGCUGUGGGGUUGUGUACUUCACAGACUGGUUAGAAAUGACAGAGAUGGACUGGGCUCCUGACACUUGCUGUUCAAGAGAGUUCCCUGGCUGCUCUAAACAAGCACAUCAUGUGGACCUAAGUGAGCUUUACCAAGAGGGCUGUGGUCCAAAGUUGUACAGCUUCCUGAGGGGUACCAAACAGCUACAGAUGCUGAGGUUCCUAAGUAUAUCAAUAGGUGUUACACAAAUAUUGGCAAUGAUACUUACUGUUACUUUGCUGUGGGCACUCUACUAUGACAAGCAAGAUCCAAGGACCAAUCAGUUGCUGACAAUGAGUAAUGAUCCAACCUCUCACCUGCCAUGUCACUCAGCAGAGCUGCUGAAAUCAAACCCAGCGAAAUUUGUGGAACACAGGGCCUCAGCAGACAGCCUCUGCACACAGCUUGAAAUGGAGGAAUUAUAGUAAACCAUGGUGGCUGGCAGACACUGUAGUCGUUUUUUUGUGUGCUUGUUCAUGUGUGUCUUCUGUUCCAUGAAAGAGUUUGAAUGAAAACAUGAUGAGCAUUAAACGUCAGCAGACAGUCAAGUGUUGAAUCGUGCUGUAAAACAAUACCUUCAGACAAUGACGGAUGAUUCUAGUGUUGAGUUGUAGCGUAAAGUAAUACCUGUGAAACCGAGAUGCAAACAGACGUCACCAGAGACAGACUGUUUAUGCUGGCAGUGUUAAACAGGGCAUCAGGGCAUUAGAAAUUACAUGUGCAAAAAAAAAAAAAGAUGCGAAAUGGUAUGGUAUAGGCAUCAGAAGCCUGAAUGGAUUCCUUCUGUAGUGUUACCUACCACUUCAUUUGAAAAAAUAUUAUUGUCUAAUCCAGUGUUUUAUAUUUAAAAAGUACUUUGAAAAAGAGAGUCUUAAAUUAAUGGAGAUGUACAUAUUUUUUGCUCUUCAAUGAAAUGAUAAAUUUUAUCUGUUAACAGAAAAUAUUACUGUUUUUUCUGAUUGCAUUCUGAAUUUCUGAAAUAAAAUAUAUUGCUAUUCACAUUUCUAUUGUAAUGAAUUGUUUGUUUCCUUCUGUUAUUUUUAUUAUUUAACUUAUGAGAAGAAAGCUGAUUUUCAUAAUCUGGUUAAAAGAAACAUGUAACAGUUUAAGAGCUGUGGUUUGAGUGAAAAAUAUUGCCUAAAUUAAUAAGAUUUCAGGCAGUGAUUGUAAGCUAUGAAAUGGGAAAUGAAAGCCACUAUUGACAAAUGUUUGCAUUUUAAAAAAUGUAAGUAUUUCAUAUGUGGCAGUAAACUGCCAAAAUCUUUACCUUUUGACUCAGUGGAUUAUUUUCUGCAGGUAAUUUGAGUUAAUUUUUCAUAUUUAAGAUAUUCAAAAUGCCAGCAAUGACACUAUGCUAUGCUAUGCGCUAAACGGUAACAGUGAUGCUCAUAACAAAUACUUGUAGGCUUCAUGUGCAAACUAUAAUGUGCUUAAAAUUCUCCUUUUUAAUGAGCUACCUCUUUGUAUACUCUCAGGGUGGAGAAAUAGGCCCGCUUUAUUUAAAAUGUGCAUCCCUUUCUUUUGAAACUGCCAGCUAUAAAGGGACAUUAUGGUUGUCGCAUAUAUGAAAUUAUGUUUCAGCUUGCAUAUCUGAAAGAAAAUGAAUAAAAAGUUGCAUUAAAAAGCCUCUGUUUUAAAAGCA